Vespa crabro (European hornet) is the source of this 918-nucleotide messenger RNA. It is a transcript of the gene Mesh1, whose product is annotated as guanosine-3',5'-bis(diphosphate) 3'-pyrophosphohydrolase MESH1. Gene Ontology annotation, molecular function: guanosine-3',5'-bis(diphosphate) 3'-diphosphatase activity. NCBI's taxonomy places the organism in Eukaryota, Metazoa, Arthropoda, Insecta, Hymenoptera, Vespidae. The record is from RefSeq and is a predicted model, not a curated record.
UAUUUACUUAAAGUAGGAGAAAUUUUUUUGAAACUUAACAACAAAAAAAUAACGUUAAAAAUGAGUAAUUUUUAUCUUUUGCAACUUAACAUGCUAAAUGAAAAUAUAAAAACUACAUCUUCACGUAUACUGACGUAUAAGACAUAUAAAGACACUCGUUUUGAUGUAACUAAAAGCGUUUUUUUAGCAACGAUGACAGAUCCACUGAUAGGUAUAAAAGAAAGUACUACUGAAAAAACGAUAGCAUAUGCUGAUCCAUUCAAGAAGGGUGGUCCCUGUGAUGAUUGCAUUCCAAGACUUUCAAAUGAUCAAUUGAUAUCAUUGAUUAUUAAAUGUUUAUUAAAUUAUUAAGAUUUUGCUGCAAAAAAACAUAGUACUCAGAGAAGGAAAGAUCCUGCACAAACACCUUAUAUAAAUCAUCCCAUAGGAGUUGCAAACAUUUUAGUUCAAGAAGGCGAAAUAUAUGACCCUGUUGUAAUUUUAGCUGCACUUCUACAUGAUACUGUAGAAGAUACAGAUACUAAUUUUGAUGAGAUAGAACUAGAAUUUGGAUAUACAGUGAGUCAAGUUGUUCAAGAAGUAACUGAUGAUAAAACUCUGCCUAAAGAAGAACGUAAACGUUUGCAAAUAGAAAAUGCACCUAAAAGAAGUCAUAGAGCUAAGUUAGUAUUACUAGCAGAUAAAUUAUAUAAUUUACGAGAUCUUCAAAAGAGUACUCCAAUUUGCUGGACACCUGAAAGAGUAAGGGAAUACUUUAAGUGGGCUAAAGCUGUUGUAGAUAGAAUCCGCAGAACUAAUUCUAAUUUGGAAACUGCAUUAGAUAGAGUAUUUGCAAAACAAAGAAUUGAAACUGAAGCAAAAUGUAAAUGUGUAAAAGAUAAUUCACAAAAUUUUUGUAAUAGUCAAAAAAAAAAUUAA